UCCGCCUCUCAGCUGAAACCGCAGAAGGUCUUUCUCAGCCGGCCGGUUAGCAUCAUGGCGAACGUUGCGGACACCAGGCUAUACGACAUCCUCGGAGUUUCUCCCUCUGCAUCCGAAAACGAACUUAAGAAGGCCUAUCGUAAAUUGGCCAAAGAAUACCACCCUGACAAGAAUCCUGAUGCUGGAGACAAGUUUAAAGAAAUUAGUUUUGCAUACGAUGUACUGACAAACCCAGAGAAGAAGGACCUUUAUGAUCGCUAUGGAGAGCAGGGACUACGAGAGGGAGGAGGAGGAGGACCUGGCAUGGAUGACAUCUUCUCUCAUAUUUUUGGUGGAGGGCUGUUUGGGUUUAUGGGCGGACAGGGCCGAGGGCGUAACGGAGGCAAGAGGAGAGGAGAUGAUAUGGUUCACCCGCUGAAAGUUUCUCUUGAAGACUUGUACAAUGGCAAAACUACAAAACUGCAGCUCAGUAAGAAUGUGUUGUGUAGUGCCUGCAAUGGUCAGGGGGGUAAGGCAGGAGCCGUGCAGAAAUGUGUGGCAUGCAGAGGACGAGGAAUGAGAAUCAUGAUCAGACAGCUGGCUCCAGGGAUGGUUCAACAGAUGCAGUCAGUCUGCACAGACUGCAACGGAGAGGGGGAGGUAAUAAAUGAGAAGGACCGCUGCAAAAAGUGUGAGGGUCAGAAGGUAUCUAAGGAGACUAAACUUCUGGAGGUUCAUGUGGACAAAGGCAUGAAACAUGGACAGAAGAUCACAUUCUCUGGGGAAGCUGACCAAGCACCAGGUGUUGAACCAGGUGAUAUUGUUCUGGUGCUUCAAGAGAAAGAUCAUGAGGAGUUUCGGCGUGAUGGAAAUGACCUUCACAUGGUCCAGCGUAUCGGACUUGUUGAGGCUCUGUGUGGCUUCCAGAUGACAAUCACACACCUGGAUGGACGGCAGCUGCUUGUCAAAUACCCACCUGGCAAAGUUAUUGAGCCAGGAUGUACUCGAGUGGUGAAAGGAGAGGGAAUGCCUCAGUACAGAAAUCCAUUCGAGAAAGGAGAUCUUUACAUCAAGUUUGAUGUUCAGUUCCCAGAAAACAACUGGAUCAGCUCCGAAAAACUGAAUGACCUGGAGAAUUUGCUUCCUGCUCGUUCUGAAAACCCUGAUAUUGCCCCGGAUGCAGAGGAUGUUGAGCUGUCAGAUUAUGACAAGAGUCAAGGUUCUGGCAGUGGGGCCAGGAGAGAGGCCUAUAACGAUAGUUCUGAUGAUGAAGGGGGUCACCAUGGCCCAGGAGUGCAGUGUGCACACCAAUAGAAAGACUCAUCCAAAGACUUGCACACAAACAUGGUUUAGGUUUCAUUGCUAAUACCAUUCAAAACUUACUGCGCAUACACAUUUCCCUCCUUUUAUGAUUCCAGUGAAAAGGAGAUACACAAAAACAUAAAACAAUAAAAACAUAAUAAAACUCCAUCCUCAGCUCUAUUGUGCCCACCGCCACCUCGGACAGAUCUGGGUGCGUGACAGUUUUGUGUAACAAACAGUAGUGAUCGUCAUUUAUCUCCAGUGAGAAAUUGGUCUCAUUUUCAGAAGUUCAUUAAAGUGAACUCAACUUGAGCCUUUUCUGUCUUUCUAAUAUUUUACUUUUGUGAGGAAACCAGUCUAAUGUACAAAAUGCAAAUACUGUCAACUAUUUUGUAAAAUAUGUAAUUUGGUCAAUCGCACACAUGCAUGUACCUUCUCUCCAAACAGCUUGUAGAGUCCAAACACAAGUGAAAUCUGUCAGACUUUAGUGUGUUCCUGCUAUGAAGUGCCCUGUUGCCACAUGAGCUAACCUGAUUCCAUCUCUGCAUAGCCUGAGAGCCAAACAUCUGACCUGCCACCACCUCUGAGGUGAACUCUCCUUCAUUUGUUCUAUUUGCUGGUUUUGUUCAGUUUCAAGCUGUCACUCGCACACAAUUAAAGCUCUGAGUAUAUGGCCUGUCAGACAAUAUGCUUGUUUCUUUUUUUGUUGUUGUUGGGAAGUUAAAAUUCUUUGUUGCUGUGAAUGUUAGUGUUUGAAUCCUCAGAUUUUGAAGUUAUGUACUCAUUACUGGAGUUGAUCCACUUUGUGUGUGG
This is a messenger RNA of Nematolebias whitei (Rio pearlfish), 2094 nucleotides long. RefSeq names its product DnaJ heat shock protein family (Hsp40) member A2b (gene dnaja2b). Gene Ontology annotation, biological process: protein refolding; response to heat. Gene Ontology annotation, molecular function: ATP binding; Hsp70 protein binding. The transcript is spliced from 9 exons. Lineage: Eukaryota; Metazoa; Chordata; Actinopteri; Cyprinodontiformes; Rivulidae. The coding region runs from base 55 to 1293 and encodes 412 amino acids. The record is from RefSeq and is a predicted model, not a curated record. Gene Ontology annotation, cellular component: cytoplasm; cytosol.